Triticum aestivum (bread wheat) is the source of this 1175-nucleotide messenger RNA. RefSeq names its product protein BIC1. Lineage: Eukaryota; Viridiplantae; Streptophyta; Magnoliopsida; Poales; Poaceae. The transcript has a single exon. Bases 336 to 815 code for a protein of 159 amino acids. Gene Ontology annotation, biological process: blue light signaling pathway. The record is from RefSeq and is a predicted model, not a curated record.
UGCUUCCACGGCUCCGGCCUCCGGCCACGUCGCGAGGGCAAGGGCAGCCACAUAUAUGGCGGAAUGCGCCGCAGCGGCAGGCCACGCUCACCUCGCAGCCACCAUAGGCGAGCCCCUUCCAUCUCCUUCCCUUGCUCUCCCUAACGUGUCCCCCUCUUCCCCCAACCGUCCCCCACCUCCCCCCCAUCUUUUAAUCUCCCCCCGCCCCCGGCUUCGUUAUAUUGGGGUCAGCAAGGCAUCAGACAACCGGUGUUGCCAAGGGCUCAAGAAUCAUUGCUGUUCUAGCUCGCUUUUGCCCGCGUAAUUAGUGUGUGUAGCUCUGCUCGAUCAGCUGCAUGGCUUACUCCGGCGACGUCGAGGAGGUGCCGGAGCACAGCGCGGCUCACCCGGCCGAGGCAUGCACGGGCGGCUUGGCGGAGGAAAGCCGGCCGGUCGCGGCCGACGCUACGUCCUCAGAUCACCAUGCGGCGGUGGCGGCGCAAGAUCAAGCUGGAAGAAUGUCUACGUCCAAGGAGAAGCGGGAGGCGGGGAAGCUGCUGCAGCCAGCGGACAAGGAGGAGGAAGGGGAGACCGCGCGGGAAAGGCUGAAGCGGCACAGGCGGGAGAUGGCGGGGAGGGUGUGGGUGCCGGAGAUGUGGGGGCAGGAGAAGCUGCUCAAGGACUGGAUGGACUGCUCCGCCUUCGACCGCCCGCUCGUGCCGGCCGGCUUGCUCACUGCGCGCCGGGCGCUCGUGGCCGAGUCCUGCGCGCGCCGCCCGGCCCCGGCACCACCUGCCAGCUCCAGUCCUCUCCGGGUGCAAGACGGCUGCUCCUGAGCUACUGCUUCACCUCUACAUGCACAUAUGCCUAGCUUCUUCUUGCUCAAAUAAGAUACUGUCCUUGUUUCCGAGUUAUGAAGGUCGAUCUUUUUGUGGUUUAAUGGUGACGAUGUGAAAAUUACAUUUACAUUUCAGCUUAUUUAGCUUAUACUACCAAUAAUUCAGAAACAACCAUCUCGAUGCGAUACGAUUGAUGCAAAUUUUUAGCUAGUGAUGAUCGAUCGAGGAGCGUUGUUCUCCAAGUCUCUGUAGAUAGAUGUAUAUGUUGUGCUUGAUGAUGUUGCUAGUACUGUUAAGAGCCAUAUCAUAUGUACGUAGUAGCUACCACCUUUGAUUAGACAGUUCGGUGAAAAAAUA